UACACGAUGCACCGGCUAUGCAUUGCUAUGCACACGACGAAAUCUGACCAAUAGCAGCUAUCUGUCGUGAUCGUAUUCUGGGUUAUGAUAUGGCGCUGAUCCAAGUGUUACAGAUCUCGCGACGGGCCUUUUGCAACUUGUAAAGCUAUAUCCUGCUCGAAAGAUAAUAUCGGGCGUGAUUGGAGAACGAGAAAGAGAAAGAGCGAAGAAAUGGGAGCGCGAUAGGAGAAACGGAGGGGCGAGAAUUAGCGAGAAUAGGAGUGAGUUUAGCAAGCGUGACCGAUCCGCCGAUAUUCGUCUCUAUUCUGUUCUAUUCGCAUAGACUCGGAUGCGGGACGGUUUCACAUACGAUAUGCCCGGUCCAGAUAGACCACGUCGUCACCAGCUCUCGUCAGUGCGAUUGUCACGAGAACGAGAGCACGCGAGACGAAGAUUAUGAGUGCGUCGACGUCGUAUAACGAUCUGAACUCGAACCAUCCUCGACGACUUUCGAACUUGUAUCUCUCGUGUAUCACCGUCGAGAGCGCGAGAAUGACUUAGGCCAACUCGCCUGCAGACGAUAAGAAACUGUCCCGGUACGCGAUGCAAAACUCACGCCGGUUAUGCUGGAUGUUCUGGGUGGGUCUACUACCAAUGAUUGCAGCCUACCCUAUACCCUCCUCAUUUGUCACAGAUUCGUCAGAUACUCAUACUUCGUGGCAAUGGGAACACUAUUGGAUGCGCUACGCGAUUGCUCUCUCGAGCGUCACAGCAACGGCGUUAACUCUAGCUGGAUGUCUCUGUUGUCAGAGACACAGAAGACCCAAGGGAUUUCAGGACAAAGCAGAAAAAUGCAAUCAGGAAUUCAAGGAUGGAAGCAGUACCGGGCAAGAUAGCACAUUUGAUCGUUCUGCUGAAGGAUUAGAGUUGGAUGUCUCCAGGACAUUAGCCGCUUCUGAAAGGGUUCAGUUUGAACCUCUGCCCGUGGACAGUAUUGUAGCUGGCACAAGAACCACUACCACUUCAAAACCCAAAUCGAUAUCUUUGUCGCCGCAGCGUAACGAGGAGCAAGAUACGGAUCGUUCUAUUCUGCAACAGCCGUGUAGCGAGUGGUUCCAAUCCAAUGAACUUAACGUACCAAGAGAGAAGCUCAAGUACCUGCGAGAAAUAGGCCGUGGAUGGUUUGGCAAAGUGGUGGAGGGUCGAGCAGAUUUGGAACAGUCCACAAGCGUAUCAAAAUCGGGCGGUGUGGUCGUAAGAAUACUCACAGAGGAAGCUACCAUUAGAGAGAAAGCCUGGUUCCUUGGCGAGGCCACACCGUAUUUGAAAUUGCGCCAUCAAAAUGUCUUGGCUUUACUUGGUUUCUGUUUGGAAACUGACCCAUAUCUUCUGUUAUUCGAAUCAUGUCCGGCUGGUGAUCUGAAGGGUUUCUUGCUGUCGAACCGUGAUGCCAAAUCGAGAGAGACGCUCAUCAAGGAGAAUGUUCCAGUACGUAUAGCGAUAGAAAUCGUGGCUGGCUUGAAGCAUAUGCACAAUCACGGUUUCGCGCAUACGGAUCUCUCGGCGAGAAAUUGCCUGAUCGCUCCGGACUUGUCGGCUAAGUUAGGAGAUUACGGCACCGGCGUCGAAAAGUACCCCGACGAUUAUUAUAUAAUAGGGGAUCGGGCGUUGCCCAUUAGAUGGUCCGCACCAGAAAGCUUAAACUGCACAGAUACCACCAUCGAGACGCAGGAGAUCACGCUACAGGCCAAUAUGUGGAGUUACGCGGUGCUUCUUUGGGAGAUUAUCAGUUGGGGAGAGAGACCUUACAACGACAUGAAUGACGAGCAAGUGAUACAGAUGAUCUUGACGCUGAAAAACGAAUUUCCGCCGAACGGCACGCGACUGCUGCAGAGUUAUCUCAUUAAUUGUCCAUCGAAUAUAUAUCAAGCGAUUCACUCGUGCCUGAAUAUCAAAGCGAAGGACAGAGCCUCACUGGAUGAGGUGAGGCAGAUUCUUUUAAACACGCACCCGGCGCACGCGGAUUUCGAGCAACGAUGGGAGAGUCUACGUGUGAAUGCGUGCAGCAAGCAGCACAUACGUAGCGCCAGUCUACAAGAUCUACGCGGCAGCAUCGAUUCCGACUAUUGGACUCACAUCGUGGAUGAUGUGCCGAUGGACACAUUACCGUCCUCGUUUCGUCUCGGACCUAACGAGCAGGUAAAGAAUAUCCCCGCAAUGAAAAACAUUGCAAUGUUUCAGGAAUCCGGCUCGGAGACCGAGGAGGAAAGCUGGAAGGGUCGAAUUGAACAAGGCGUUUACACAGAGAAAGUGAAACAAAAGUCCAAGUCCGUGACAGAUCUUAUGGUGCUUGUGCACAUCGAUCCCGAUUCCGAUGCGGAAUGGUCGAUAAGCGCGCAAAUGCCGGAGAAGACUGGCAAUAAAAAAAAACUGCCCGCCACUGGUAGCGACAGUGACCUCAGACAUACUGUGUUGCCAGCGAAUGAGUUCGACGAAGCGUUGAAGAAACUGCGAAAUCCCUUGCCGUGCAACGCUACUAGCAAGAUCAGAUCGCUGGAGAAUUUGGAACGGCCGAAACUCUUAACGCUGACCGUGGACCAGGGUUAUACACCAAUCUUACGACUGUCUCUGGAUAGUACCGGUAAGACUCCGGAUAACGAUAACGGCAUAUCACCAGCCGUUUUCACGAGCGUGGAUGGCACGUUCGACGGCACGCGCGCCGAGAAACACGUACUAAGACUUCUGUCGAAGGGAGACCCAGACCUCCCCCUUUUGCGCUACGUACCUGACAAAAUGUCCGCUAUUGAAAAUGCGGAGAACAGAGAGGGUGGAGACGUACCUUUCGUUGAACCCGAGGACAACGACGACAUAGACUUUCCUAAGCGUAUCUCUUCAAAUAAUAACAUUGAGGUCGAUGAACAUAACGUGCUGGACGUUUUACUUUGGAAUCAUGCUCUAGAUUCCGUCCUGGAGCGGAAAGUACCAGGCUUCUCCGACGUGGAAGCGGAGUUUAACGAAUAUAUAGACACGUCGGUUGAGGAAAAUAAUGCCGGCGCGCCGGAACUCAUCGUGACUGCCGUGUCUACACCGGACGCUUCGCACUUUUGUAACGUCUAUUCGCCUAUUUAUACAGUCAAAAAUCAUUUUUCUACUGUAGAAAACACGGAAAUAGAACGGAAAAGCAGCCUGCCCAAUGACGACGAGGAGGAAAGGAAACAACUGUCUACGCCAGAUGACGAGCAAAGCUCUGACUCGGGUUUUCGCGAUAAGGAGUCUUGCGAGGAAGAAGAGGCAGUUUGUACGACGUCCGGCAAUCUCUUGCCUUCAGCGAGUAACACUACUGCAACCUCCGAGUCGUUGUAUCCUGAGGAAGAGCCGUUUCAGAUUCUGUACGAGUUAGAUACCAUCCUGGAUGCGGAAUAUUAUGCGACUGCAUCCACCGCCCGUCCUGAAAGUAUAACGGAAGCUGUCACUUCCGCAUAUAGUGUCGAGAAAGACGUAUCGUCUGUGAAGCAGACGACAAACGUGGUUCCCAACUUGAGUCAUGUUUCUACGAAUACGAAUGAAAUGGAAAAUCAGAGAGUGGACGUUAUAGGCUCUGACAUUACAGAAACAAUCGAUAUGAUGGAGGAAAACUCGAAUUGUGCCAAAGUUGGAUUUGAAAGUGUAGUAAAAAAUAUCGGUGUCGAGAUGGAAAGAAGGAACGUAACUCCUGAAAAAACGCAAGAGUUCAAUAUCCAAGAUAAUGUCCAGCGAUCACGCGAUUCGGAAACAAAGGUCGCUAAUAUUCAACGAGAUCUGGAACAAUGUUUGCAAGGAGAUUACGAAAACGAGGAUGAAGACAGUUCGACGGUUAGCUUGCGUAGCGACAAUUCUUACAUGUCAUUUGGCAUAGAAGAGGAAUUCGUAACGGCGAUUCGCAACGAACUUAGGGAAAAAUUGCCUCAAGCUCAGAUGCAGAUCGUGGAGUCCUUGGAGAGUCACGACGACGAGAAUUCUGCGAUUUCCAAUGACGCAUACGGUAAACAGUGGGACGACGAGGAUGGCGAGGAUGUAUCCGAUCAAAUUAGCGGCGGUGUGGAUAUCUCAAUCAGGUACAAUGUAUACGGAACACCGUUGAGUCCCAUUUUGGAAGAACGGGAGAGCAACGUCACUUCCGACUCCUUGAUGUCCAAUUCCAGAGAGGCAUCUGUCGCUUCGAAAGAAUCGGUACCAUCAGAGGAUGUGCUGUUGGUGAAUACCUGUACAAACGAAAUGAUAUUGUUGGAAGGAUUAGGGGAACGACUACAGGACGAAGAUCGUGAUACAACGAAUGGCGAUCUGUCCGAGGAGGAGAAUUUAGAUUACACUUGUUCGAUGAUACGCCCAUUGGAGGAUAAAUCGCGCAUCAUCAAGACGAGCGGAGGCGCGCCGUUACCGAGUCCCGAGGAAGAAUCCAAGUGGCAACAAUUACCCUCAUCUUUUCCACUACCUUUACCUUUACCAUUACCGUUACAAGAUGAUCUGAUGUCGACGAGUUUCGUUACCGAACGUGAAUGUUGCAGCCAAGAUGAAGACGAGGAAGAGGAAGAAGAGGAUGAGGAGGAGGACGACGACGAAGGGGGAGAAGAAGAGGACGAGGACAACAGUUCCAGUUCCGGUGAAUUUGUAUGGAAGAGAUACAAUGAAUCACAUGUCGAACAAAUACGAAUUAAAAGUACCGCCAAUAACAACGAAGCAACUACAGCGACAAAUAUUGAGUUGGAAGAGGAUUUGGGCGUCGAAGACGAAGAGGAAGAAGAAGAGUUUACGCCUUCGGCAUGGAAUGCCACUUUAGCACCUCAUCGAUCAGCACUGAGGUCUCCAGAUAAAACGUUAAAAUCUGGGGAUGAGUUGGAUCAGAAAAAAAGCGUAUGGUUCAAGAAACAACGCUAUCACUGCGUAUACGAAUAUCCAAAGGAAACACUAUCCAUGGAUAGUCGAGCGGAUACUACUACCAAAUCGAAAGCAACUUCGUAUUCCGAUUGGGAAGAAAUGAUGGAUGAACCACGAUUAGAUCUGUAUCCUUUGGGUUACGACGAUGUCAAUCAUACUGGAAACGAAGAAUUCUUUGUUACCAGUUCGAGUCGGCCCUUUCAGUUCCAAACCGGUGAAAGCAAAUACGUCAGCCAAUUUUUUCCUGGAGCGAAUGCAACUUCGUUUUCCGAUGAUCGGGAUGAAACAGAUAGCUAUCGACAACAGGAAUCGCUACAACAGAACCACGUCGAUUUUGCAAAUGAAUAUGAACAAUGUAAGCAGCAGCAACAACAGCAAUAUCAAUUGGGAGAAUUACGACACACGCGAGACCGUUUAAAGUUGAAUUUAAUAUCGUCAAAUGGCACACAAUCUGCUUCGUUUGUUCCUAUGAAACAACUAACGAUGAGCUCAAACGAUGAGCAAAUAGACGUUACAGAAAAUCACGAGUCAACGGAACUUAUCGAGAACGUCGCUGUGCAGGACCAACAUAUUAUAUCGAAUCAGACGAAUGAUAACGCGUUGCCAAAGGUGCCUCACGAAGAUGUGCAAUCUGGUCCAUCUUCUACAAGAAUUUUUCAGUGUGAUAGCGAGGAAGCGUUCGAGCCCGCCGACAAGUGCAGUGUUUUAGCUCCUGACUAAAAUGACAAUAGUCUGUAAUGUAUGUACAGAGUUUUAUGUGUGUGUAUGUUUGUUGAAUAUGUGUGAAUGAAAGAGAGAGAGGGGAGAGGGAGAUAGGGAGAAAGUUCAGCCCAAGUCCGUCCGUAACAAUCUCAUCCUAACAACUCGCGAUGAUUUUUCCUCGGAUGGUACACUACUAACUCAAUCCGACGAUUGUCGCUGAUGAGAUUAAUACCACUAUGACACGAAUCUCGAACAAAUGUACAUAGUAACGAUGUAACGGAUUAUCGCUCGAGGCUGCAAGUCGAUCGGUCGUCUAAUCGGUUUCGUCUUCUGUUAGUGGAGUUGUUAAAAUUUAUUCGUAGUAUGAAAACGUGUCAAUAUAGAAAAUCACGACUUUAUAUUAAUAAAACUGUUUAUAUAAUUAUAAAAAAUUAUAUAUAAUUAUAAAUAUAUAAUUACAUAUAAUUAUUUAUAAUUAUACAGUGUGUUCCGCAUAAGACGUGCCAA
Odontomachus brunneus is the source of this 6102-nucleotide messenger RNA. RefSeq lists its product as uncharacterized. Gene Ontology annotation, molecular function: ATP binding; protein kinase activity. The record is from RefSeq and is a predicted model, not a curated record. The transcript has 10 exons. Bases 583 to 5613 code for a protein of 1676 amino acids. Lineage: Eukaryota; Metazoa; Arthropoda; Insecta; Hymenoptera; Formicidae. Gene Ontology annotation, biological process: protein phosphorylation.